This is a messenger RNA of Malania oleifera, 1491 nucleotides long. RefSeq names its product ras-related protein RABA1f. The record is from RefSeq and is a predicted model, not a curated record. The transcript has 2 exons. NCBI's taxonomy places the organism in Eukaryota, Viridiplantae, Streptophyta, Magnoliopsida, Santalales, Ximeniaceae. Bases 473 to 1123 code for a protein of 216 amino acids. Gene Ontology annotation, cellular component: endosome. Gene Ontology annotation, molecular function: GTPase activity; GTP binding.
GUGUAUUAGUGUGUCCGCCUUCUAUUUGAUAGUUCGUGACAGAUAAGUCUUGGGUAUUGAUGAGGAAAUUUAUAAGCUGACACCAAUGGCUGCAAGAUGAUGAAGAUGUUGUUGUACCCAAACCUCGGAGUUGAAACGAAAACGAAGUGGUUCCUGCGGGGCAAAACCAAAACCCAGUCUCUCUCUCUCAGCCCCACAUGCUGACGCUCGUGUCUGUUGUCACUGUCACCCCAAAUCUGCCCUCUGCCUUCCGACCCCAUCUGCUCUUUUCUGUUUUUUCCUCCGAGCCCUUCUCUCUGUCUCCCUAAAAUCCUAGACCUCUGUUAUCCCCUAAAGCCCUGAAGCUCGAUCUCUGCUUCUGCACAGAUACACACUGCUUGCCUUAGCAGUAUUUCAGAGCCAACCUUCCUUUUGAAUCAGAGUUGUGCAUUCUGAUCUGUGAUACAAACCCAUAAAUCUCUAUUGAACCCAGAUGGCGGCGUAUAGAGCGGACGACGACUACGAUUAUCUGUUCAAAGUGGUGUUGAUAGGGGACUCUGGAGUGGGCAAAUCAAACCUGUUAUCCAGAUUCACUCGGAACGAGUUCAGCCUCGAGUCCAAGUCGACCAUUGGUGUCGAAUUCGCCACCCGCAGUGUCCGCGUUGACGAUAAGAUUGUCAAAGCUCAGAUUUGGGACACCGCCGGCCAAGAAAGGUAUCGUGCAAUCACAAGUGCAUAUUACCGAGGAGCUGUUGGCGCAUUGCUUGUUUAUGAUGUCACCCGACACGUGACAUUUGAAAAUGUUGAGAGAUGGCUAAAGGAGCUCCGGGGCCACACCGACUCCAACAUUGUGAUAAUGCUUGUGGGGAACAAAGCAGACUUGCGUCAUUUGCGUGCUGUUUCCACUGAGGAUGCCAAGGCGUUUGCUGAGAGAGAGAACACCUUUUUUAUGGAGACAUCUGCCCUCGAGUCUCUGAACGUGGAGAAUGCAUUCACUGAAGUGCUUACUCAAAUUUAUCAUGUAGUCAGUCGAAAAGCCCUUGAUAUUGGGGAUGACCCUGCAGCCUUGCCGAAGGGCCAAACCAUUAACGUUACCAAGGAUGAUGUUUCAGCCAUUAAAAAGGUUGGUUGCUGCUCCGUAUAAUUGGCGAGAGGGACAAAGGUUGGUUGCAUCGAGGAAGGUAUGCAGAGAUUUCACCUUUGAAGCUUUAAUUUUUCCGGGAUCUUUUGUUGGGAUGCUAGAGCUUGUCUGGUGUUGGUCAGAGGUGUGGGCACUAACCAAAUGCAGCAGUCUUCCAGAUUUCCCUUUUCAUGUGAUGCCAAUUCCUUUCAAUUUGCUCAUUUUUGUUGUAUCUGAUUACUGGUUAGUUCAAUUUUUUAUGAUAAAAUGAUUGGAUACUCGAAAACGUUUCUUUGUUUUGUAUAGUAGAACUAUAUUUAGUACGAGGACCAUGUGCAAAAUUUGUUUUGGGACGAUUUUGAAUAUUAUUUGUGAUUAGUGAUCAGUUCUAA